AUGUACGCCGAGAUGUCGCCUCCUCUCAACGGCCAUAUCGCAGACUACCAAUCUUUUUUCCUCUCUUGCAAAAGGCUCAAGGCUGAAGCCGAAAUCGAGGUUGUCCGAAACAUGCAACACUUCCUCAAAGACGUAAAGAGUACCUGGGACAAGACAUAUGGCGCACCGCUCCGCAUCAAUAUCCCUAUUCAGGUCGAUCAGAUCACACAUGUCGAGAUCGGAAUCCCGACGUCAAUUCUGCAAAAACCGGAUACGUUUGCCAGGUUUCCAGCCGCUUUUGCGCUCUUGCCUUCCUUGUAUAUCGCUCGUCUCACGUUUAUAUUCUAUGACGAUAAAGACGGCUGGGAGGACAUCACUUCGUUUGCUCAUAGAGAACGCGCCCUCGGUUUUUUUCGAUUUGAAGAUCAUUUAUCAGAUAUGGUGACGAGAGACAUGAAGCUCUGCCUCGACAACGAUACCGAGUCACCCCACGCUUCCGGCAGCAAUGUCGAUGAAAUCAGAUUCAUCUGGGAAGAUUCGCUGAAGUCAGUCACGAGUACUUCUUACUCUGAGAGGGCCAAGGGUCUUGGAUAUAUGGGAGCCUAUGAGCUUUGGUACCUAAGGAAAUCGACAAGUUCUCGUGGCAUCUUUGGUUUUUUCUGGAAAAGGAAGCAGCCUUAA
Molecule: messenger RNA, 660 nt
Organism: Alternaria incomplexa
Lineage: Eukaryota; Fungi; Ascomycota; Dothideomycetes; Pleosporales; Pleosporaceae
Exons: 1
Coding region: 1-660 (219 amino acids)
Source: RefSeq, a predicted model, not a curated record